AUGGAUUUCCAGUGCAGAACAUGUAAUCAAGCUUUAAAUGCAGAGCAGAUGAUGAAGCAUCUCUCAAUUACCAGACAUAAGACAGUAUUUAAAAUUUCUAGUGGCGAGGACAUCUGCUGUGAAGAAUGUCAGGAUACAAACAUACACCAACUUCAAAUCAUUAGGUUUGGGGGUGAGGAUAUGAUUUUACUUUGUAAUUCUUGUUUUCGAAAGGACUAUUCAGAAACAGAGCGUCCAGCAACUAGCUAUUCAUUACAAAAUGGCUCCAUAUUAAAGUUCUGGGAGAAGUAUGUGAAGGUUAGAGAUUGUUGUUGUGAUAUCUGUGGAGAAGAGUCUCGCCUGAAUGUAAACCGCACAGGAGAAGUGUUAUGUGACAAAUGCCUACCAAAAUCAGACAAAAGUAAAGGCUUCAUUUCUGAAAAGAGUGGAAGAUUUUUGUAUAUCUAUUUGGGGCUUAACGAGACACCGAAUAGCACUAGGAAACCUAGCAAAAAGGGAGGACGAAGAGUUAGUAGAGGGAAAAAGGGCGAAAAGGCUGGUAAGUUCAAGAAAGAUAAAAAAGAAACUUUCGAAGACAAAAUCAGUAGAAUCGCCUACCAAGUGAAGAAAGAAAAUAGUAUUAUUCAAAGUUCUAGUAAUUCAAGUUUAAAAAACUUCAAAGGUUUCAAAGCAGUGGAAAGCGAUUCAAAUAUUGCAGUGUCCUUCUCCAAUCGUGCAAAAGCAAACAAAUCAGAGGCCAAAAAGAACAAUCCUGGCUCGUUGAAUGGGAAAAAAGGGAAAGAGAAUAGAACAAAAACCAACAAAAAGAGUGAAAAUGAAGUGAAAAGGGAGAAAGAGAACACGUCAAAAAACAAGAAAAAUAAUGAAAAUGAAGUGAAAAGAGAUAUCGCUCAAAUUGAGGCUAUUUCAGAAGCCAAAAAGAAGGUCAGUAACCAAGCUAAGGCAAAAUUGGAUUCAAAAAGCAAAGUUAAACCAGUUGAGAAGGCUCAAGAACCACAACCUAAAAUUCUGAAUGCUAUAACUGAAGCUGCAAACAAAACUACUCUGAAAAAGAGUAAACUCAAAGCAGAUCAAAAUCAAAAGAUCAAAAAAAAUAUUAAGGGUAACGCAGAUGCACAACAAAGUAAGCUUAAUUUAAAUGGCAAGAGAAGCACAGUAACCAAGAAACCAAACAAUAAGCCAGAUAAAACCAACAGUAAAUGGACAAUUGGUUCUGAUGGUGAUUCUUCUAGGGAAUCGAGUGUUUGCCCAACGGAGAAGGUUAAUGCGAAUAACAAAAUGCGAAACCAGCAAAAGAAGGUUGACAAUAAAAAAGUGGGCUCUGCAUCAAAGGAAAAAUCCGUCUCUCAAGUAAGCCCCAAAAAAUCCGAGACAAAUCUAUAUCAAGAUAAAGAUAUCGAAAAGACCAAAAACAGCGGACUCAUUUAUGAGGAAGGUGAACCGCUGACCAAAUAUAAUGCCUUCAAGCCCACGUUGUCAUAUCCAGACUUGAACACGUACUUAAAUGAUUAUUCGUACGCCCUGUUCUUGGAACAGAAAUUAGAGAACGAUUUCAUGCAGAACUUUAGCAUAUUGUGGCCUCGUAAUGAAAGGGAAACAGCCUUCAUUAUCAAUGUUGACAAAAACAACAAUCCCGAAUUAGAAAAAUUACUACCUCCUAAUUUGCUUGCACUCGGUAGGCCAGCAUUCAAUGAGAGGCAGCCCUUUUUCUUCUGCACCCAGGAUGAACAACAGAUGUGGUAUAUCUUCAUCAAAGAACUUUCUAUUCAAAGAGGUAAAUAUGUGUUGUUGGCAGAGCUAUUUUCAUGGAAUAAUUUGGGGCUGCCAACGAAGAACGGAUCAUCCCAGUUCAAGCUCUUACCAACGUCUGCACAAACGAGCAGAAUCUUGUUCGCUAUGACGCGUAUUACCAAUCCGAAAUUCAUUGAUCUGCUGUUGGGGCAGAAGCCUAUUAAACAGAUAUAUUUUGAUAAUAGAUUGAAAUUUUCAAGCGACAAGUUAAACCAAUCUCAAAAAACAGCAGUGGAGCAUGUUUUAAACAAUAGUAUCACUAUAUUACAAGGCCCACCUGGUACGGGUAAAACGUCUACAAUUGAGGAGAUAAUCAUUCAAGUGAUUGAAAGGUUCCAUGCAUUCCCAAUAUUGUGUGUUGCCGCAUCCAAUAUUGCCAUUGAUAACAUUGCAGAGAAGAUCCUGGAAAAUAGGCCUCAGAUCAAGAUCUUGAGAAUCUUAUCAAAAAAAAAGGAGCAACAAUAUGGUGAAGAUCAUCCACUGGGCGGUAUCUGUCUUCACAAUAUAGUGUACAAAAACCUUUCUCCAGACAUGAAAUUGGUGGCAAACAGAGCCCGCAGGGGCGAAAUGAUUUCUAAAUCUGAAGAUACCAAAUAUUACAAAGAAAAGACUCGUAUUACCAAUAAGAUUGUAUCCUUAUCACAAAUCAUUUUCACAACUAAUAUCGCUGCAGGUGGGCGCGAACUGAAAGUUAUCAAGGAAUGUCCCGUGGUGAUUAUGGAUGAGUCCACACAAUCCUCAGAGGCCUCCACAUUAGUUCCACUGUCAUUACCGGGCAUAAGGAACUUUGUCUUUGUUGGUGACGAAAAGCAAUUGUCAAGCUUCAGCAACAUCCCACAAUUGGAAGCCUCGCUAUUUGAAAGAGUCCUGUCGAACGGCACAUACAAAAAGCCACUAAUGUUGGACACUCAGUACAGAAUGCACCCAAAGAUCAGCGAGUUCCCCAUAAAGAAAAUCUACAACGGCGAAUUAAGGAACGGUGUCACGGAGCAACAAAAGGCAUGGCCUGGCGUGGAGCAUCCUCUGUUCUUCUACCAAUGCGAUCUGGGGCCUGAGAGCAGAGUGAGAAGCACACAAAGAGACAUAGUCGGAUUCACGUACGAAAACAGACACGAGUGCCAAGAGAUCGUGAAGAUCGUCCAAAUACUAAUGCUGGACAAGAAAGUCCCGCUGGAGGAGAUAGGUGUCGUGACACCGUACUCCGCACAACGUGACCUGCUAUCUGAGGUCUUGACCAAAAAUAUAGUCAUCAACCCCAAACAAGUCUCCAUGGAACAAGAAUACGACGAAAUCGAACUAUUUAACGCGGCCGGCUCGCAAGGAGCCAGCAGCUUGCAGAACAAUGUUAUCAACAUCAUCAACGGUCUGCAUGUCGCCACCGUGGAUUCCUUCCAAGGCCACGAGAAAUCCUUUAUAAUCUUUUCCUGUGUCAGAAACAACAGCGACAACAAAAUCGGAUUCCUGCGCGAUAAGAGAAGGCUGAACGUGGCCUUGACAAGAGCCAAGCACGGCCUGAUUGUGGUCGGUAACAAAAAUGUCUUACAAAACGGUGACCCGCUGUGGAGAGACUACAUCGCCUACCUCGAGGAGCAAGACGUCAUAUUUACCGACCUUGCAGCCUACUAG
Saccharomyces eubayanus is the source of this 3417-nucleotide messenger RNA. It is a transcript of the gene ECM32, whose product is annotated as RNA helicase. Bases 1 to 3417 code for a protein of 1138 amino acids. Gene Ontology annotation, cellular component: cytoplasm. The record is from RefSeq and is a predicted model, not a curated record. Gene Ontology annotation, molecular function: RNA helicase activity. Gene Ontology annotation, biological process: nuclear-transcribed mRNA catabolic process, nonsense-mediated decay. Lineage: Eukaryota; Fungi; Ascomycota; Saccharomycetes; Saccharomycetales; Saccharomycetaceae. The transcript has a single exon.